Setaria italica (foxtail millet) is the source of this 4437-nucleotide messenger RNA. RefSeq lists its product as uncharacterized. The record is from RefSeq and is a predicted model, not a curated record. Bases 74 to 4189 code for a protein of 1371 amino acids. Gene Ontology annotation, molecular function: transcription coregulator activity. Gene Ontology annotation, cellular component: SAGA complex. Gene Ontology annotation, biological process: regulation of transcription by RNA polymerase II. The transcript has 13 exons. Lineage: Eukaryota; Viridiplantae; Streptophyta; Magnoliopsida; Poales; Poaceae.
CGGCCGUAAACGCAACCAACGCAAAAGCAAAACCCUACCUCCCCCACCGCAACCGCGGCGUGCGGGGUGCGGGAUGGUUGUCUCCUUCAGGCUCUCUCGCCGCGGGCGCCGCAUCCACCCGCCGCCGCCGCCCGCCUCCACUCACGUGACCGGUGAUUCGCGUCCUCACGCCGCGGCAUCCCUUGACGUGCCGCCCCCGCCUCUUCCGCCGUGCGAAGCCGCCGUUUCGCGGCUUCAUACUGGAAUUACUGCUCGAUCUGAAUUGCCUGACAGAAAUGGAACUCUUCCUGUCGAAUUAGAUCUUGAGCCGUCCUUUGCACUGAACCUGUUUCCGGAUGGGUAUUCAGUCGGAGAGCCGGGCAAGGGAAUGCUAUUGUAUCUGAUUGGUGAUGAUCCAAAGAAGCAGCCAUACAGCAGGGCAUCGAGGGCUUUGCUUUCUGAUAUUGAGCAUGGCUGCUUGCCUCAGGACAUCUUACACGGCAUCCCUUGCAAAUUCCAAAAUGGAUCUACUGUGUGUGAGGUGAGGGACUACCGAUCUGUUUUCUCUAGCGGUGAUGAUUAUUCAGGAGAUGAUUUCCCAAGAGUGAAUAGAGUCCAUCUUAGAUUGGGCACUGACUGUGUUGUGAAAGAUCUGUCUUCCAUUGCAGAUGCUUCAUGGACAUAUCAUGAUCAAUUGACUGCCGAGUCUAGCAUCCUGAAUGCCUUGCAACCCAGACUUAAUUUGGACCCUACACCUUGCCUUGAAAUGCUUUGCAAUUCAAGAGCUAAGAAGAUUGAUCUGGGUCUAAAUACGGAAAGAAAGCAUGGUAAAGAUACCUCAGUUCUCAUGAUGUCUACCAAUCCUCCUGAAAAUUGCAAGACCAAGGAAUUCAACGUCUGCAAAGGUGCAACAUUGUGCAUCGAGAAUGCAGCUCUAGAGGGAAAACCAAGUGGAUUAUUGAACAGCUUGUCAAUUAACUGUCCAUCCACUAUCCAUGUUAACAAUGCCAAAUCAGCUGCAAAGUCUGAUACUGACAAUACCCUUCAAUGUUCUUCAACCCUUCCAAACACCUCUGCCUUGUGUGACAGAAUGACUUCUGAUUAUUUAUUUCAUAUUGAAACUGAGCAACCACAAAGGGUGAAAGUUCUUCCACAGAAAACAAAGAAGCUAUCAUAUCUUCUGCGUGAGAAGCAUGAAUUCAAAAAAUGCAGCACUCCGAACAAAAAUGGAAGGUCGACUUCUCAGAAUUCCAAAGGCCCUCAUAAGUCAACAAGUUCUCCAAAUAAGACAGAGCUUGAUAUAGGAUCUCAAAAAAGACUGCAAGUUGAGGCUAAGGUAGGUCAGAAAAUAGGCAACAAGGACAUGGAAGUGCAUGUGCCCUUGUCAGUGCCUCCAAGGGAUCGAUGUACAUCCUUGAAUACAACUAAUCAAGGUAUUGAGAGAAUCCCUGAAAAGGUGGCCCCAUUUGUGGACCAGAACAAUUCUGAUAUGGUAGAUGUCAAUGACCGUGGAACUCCCUUUGUAGCGUCAUUCAGUGGAUGUUCAAGAAAGGCAGCUUGUGAACCUCUUGAGGAUAUGUCUGCUACAAAAUCCCAAGGUACUGCUUCAAAGAGAAAGGCCUCCGAAAUUUCUAUCAUUUCUUUGAACCAAGAAUGUAAAUUGAAAGGGAAAAGGCAGCAAAAUGUUGAUACUCAGAUGAACACACCCUGUAAGAACAGAAGCUUUGGGGAGCCAGCUGUUACUGGUGACAUUAACAGUCAAUUGGACAUUGAUCUAGAACUAGAUAAGGGAAGACAUCAAAUUGAAGAUACAGUUCUUGUCCAUAUUUCUGCCUAUGCUCCUGAAAGCUGCAAGCCCAGCAAAUUCAAUGUCUGCAAAGGUGUAGUUGUAUGCAGUGAGAAUGCAGCUCUAGAAGGCAUGCAAAGUGCGACGUUUAACAGGUCCCCGUUGAAUUAUCCAUCCUCUGUCCAUGUUAAUGAUGCCAAAUCAAUUGUAGAAUUUGAUCCUGGUAGUACUAUUCAAUCUAUUUCUACCCUUACAAACAGCUCUGCCUUAUGUGAUAGAAAACAAGAUGGAUCAAUAACUCCUCCUGACAAUUUGCUUCAGAGUAAUGAAGAGCGGCCACAGGUAACAGUUUCCCAAGUUGACCGUGAAAACAGACAAACACAAAAGGUGACAGUAGUUCCACAGAAGAGAAAGAAGUCUUUGAAAUUGCUGAAUGAAAGGCAUGGAUCAAAAAACCAUAGUCCUCCAAACAAAAGUGCAAGGCUGAGUUAUCAAAAUUCCAAGGGACAAAAGUCAACAGGAUCUUCAAAUAAGGAAGGGUUUCAUUUGGGAUCUCCAAAAGUACCACAAGUUGAGGUUAAGGUAGGUCAGAUAAUAGGCAAUAAGGACUUGAAAGUCCAGGAAAAGGUGCCCUUGUCAGUGGAUUCAAGUUGUCAUCCACAUACUUCCUUGAGCACAAGUAAUCUAUGUGUUAAGAAAAUCCCUGAAAAUGUUAAAUCAUUGGAUAUUUGGUCGAAUGAGCGUCAUGAGGCCCCAGUUGUAGACCUCAAAAUUUCUGACAUGGCAGAUCCCAAAGGUAGCAGAAUACCCUCUGUAACCUCACUCAGUGCAAAUUCAAGUAAGGCAGCUUGUGAACCUGGUGAGGAUAAGGGUGCAACCGAACCCCAACUUAAUGCUUUGAACAGAAAGGUCACAGAAAUUUCUUCCAUUUCUCUGAACCAAGAAAUCAACUUGAAUGGCGAAAGGCAGCAAAAAUUCGAUAUUCACAUUGAGUGUGAGAACAGAAGCAUAGUGGAGCCAGCUACUACUGUUGGUGUUAACAGCAAACCUGAUAUUGAAAAGAUUCUAUCUGAGGUCAUCCUGACUACCCAGAGGCAUGGACUGAACGAAAAGGCUGCUAAAAGUGAUGUUCUUGAAACAUCCUGGUUAUUACCACCAUGUGAAUUCUUCCAGUUUGAAAAUGUUGACGAAAUUCCAUCUAUGAGGGAUGAAACCAUGACAUACAAUGUGUCCAACGGAGCUACGAGCACCUGGAAGAUUAGAAGACUUACUUUCCACCCUUCACAGUAUUCCUCCUCAGGUUUGGUUGAUAAAUCUCUGUACACACUUUGCCUGCUUGAGUCAGAAUCGCUGGAUAAUCAAAUAACUGUGGGAGCCAUCUAUGGAGAUGAGCAAGUGCACAUUACUACUCUUUCAACUUCUUGUCAUGCAGAAAAGUUUGUGGAUCAAUUUAUUUCACUGAUGAAACGUGAUGGAUACAACCUUUGCAAUGAUGAAGUCUGCAAUGAAUCAUCUGAACUCAGACAGCAAUCCGAAGAUGUCUCUCAUCUAGGCUUCCCGACUGGAGAAGAUGCAGACUACCUGUUGUUCUCACCUUCUGCUGUGAAUAGUUUACCGAUUAUCACGAACAACAAAGUAGGCUGUACAAUCCAGAAUAAGCUUCCAGAUUUUCAUGCACCUCCUCUGCAGCCAUUGACUCAGCAGUUGGUACUGACAGAACAACCACUGACCUUAGAAAGCCCAGAAGCAUUUUUCUUGAAUCCCAGUCAUCUGCCAGGCGGUCAACAGUAUACUGGCCAACAUCUCCAGGACCAGGGUUCAUCAUUUGCCUGUAACCCGUUUGCGACGGAUCCGCUCCAAUUUCCAUCUGCCCAACCAUCUCAGGAAGUUUCUGUGGAUCAGUACUUGCAAUGCAGAGAUGAUAUACUAGGAUUCAGUGACAUAUACAGUGCAAGUAGAUACAACCAGUUGCAUCAGGAAGCUUUGAUGGAUCAGUAUUUGCAAUACCGACAUGAUUUACCAGGGUUCAUUCACACGUACGGUAUGAGAACAGCUGCAAGAAGGUACAGCCAGUGGCGGCAGGAAGUUCCAAUGGGCCAGUACUUGCGAUACAGACAUGAUAUACCAUGGUUCAGUGACGCAUACGGUGCAAGCAUGACUACAAGAAGCUACGGUCAAUGGCGUCAGGUUUACACACAGAUGGGUAGUGUGGUUUACCAGUGGGAUCUACCGGCUUUCGGCAGGCAGAUUCACAACAGCCCUCCACUGCAUAAUGGGUGGAGCAUACCACUGUCGGAGCUGCAACCGAUAGGGAGCCCACAGAUGAGCUCCAGGAGCAUGGACUUUGAUGGCAGCGUCACAAGCACACCAGUUCGGAUCCCAAUGCAUCACGGUUACCAGUUCCCGUCGCAAGAAUUGUGGUGAUGUGUGUUGGGCGCUCUGUUGCUACGUUCUUGGCUUCUUUCAUGUAGAGGAUAUAGAUUUCGUUACAGAUAGUAGUUGAUGUGUGAAGUUCCUUGUUUUGUUGUUGCUGUGUAAAUGAGCGUACUGUCCUAUACUUUUGUAAGGUUUAUCUGAGGGUUCUGUAACUAUAGCGCCUCAUUCUUCAUGAGUGAAUACAUUAGUUUGACAAAGGGAAAGACAUUCUGCCAGAAACUGAUUUAAAUUCUCUA